Messenger RNA from Xenia sp. Carnegie-2017, 1434 nucleotides. Its product is annotated as transcription factor Sox-14-like. Lineage: Eukaryota; Metazoa; Cnidaria; Anthozoa; Malacalcyonacea; Xeniidae. Gene Ontology annotation, biological process: anatomical structure morphogenesis; cell differentiation; regulation of DNA-templated transcription. The transcript has 3 exons. The coding region runs from base 547 to 1248 and encodes 233 amino acids. Gene Ontology annotation, molecular function: DNA-binding transcription factor activity, RNA polymerase II-specific; RNA polymerase II cis-regulatory region sequence-specific DNA binding. The record is from RefSeq and is a predicted model, not a curated record.
UAAAUUAAAAUAUUUUUUAUUGUAUGAUGCAUGAAUUUGAUUUGAUCACGUUUUUAGGUUUUGGCUUUGAUCUGUGCCGAACUUACCGACAAGCAUUCAAUUUAAUACAGUAAAGCGGCGCAGAUCACAAAGAACGAGUCAUUGCACUCAAGCAUCUUAGAGAAACACUUGCAAGAAAAGGAAAGCAAUACAUUUGACUAUCCUAUUAGUUUAAAAACUUCAGCGUUCAUUCAAAAUCUACUUGUCAAGAAGAAACUGGAAAGAAGAGGAAGCUUGCAUAGGCAGUCCUUAUCCCCGUUUAUGAUCACUAGAAUAUAAACAACGUGCUAAACUUGUAAAAAGUAUUUCUUUAUAAAGUGUAUGUGGAUGUUUGUGAAAGCUAUUUGAGAAUCGAUAUAGUUUAAAAGUUGAUCAUGAAUUCAUGAUGGGGUUAAUAACGAAGUCUUUGGCAAGCAAAACAUAAAAGAAAUCGUUAGUAUUUCUGUUACAAGCACAUGAUCAAUUUCUGAUGAAUAUAUGUAGGCAGUCAACAUUAAAGUCAUAAAAAUGUCGUCAAAGUCUGACAACCACAUAAAGCGUCCAAUGAAUGCUUUUAUGGUUUGGUCUCGUGCAGAGAGAAAGAAAAUGGCAGAAGAAAACCCAAAGAUGCAUAACUCCGAAAUAUCAAAACAGCUUGGUGAAUUAUGGAAAGAGCUAACUGAAGAAGAUAAGAAACCACAUGUCGAAGAAGCGAGACGUCUUCGAGCAGAACAUAUGAAAGAACAUCCUGAUUACAAAUACAGACCAAGACGUAAACCAAAAUCAUUGUUGAAGAAAGACCGCUACGCAUUUCCUUUACCAUUUCAACCCAUGGUGGAAUCAUUGACAAAAUAUCCGAAUUUUCCUUCUACAAGAUCAUUUAUGAAUGCGGAUUAUGCACAAGCCAUGAAGACGAGAUCAAUUUCAGCUACGUCACCAAGAAACAGACUUGAAACGACCUCAUAUAUUCACGCUUAUAAAGGAAAUACAUCAAGACCUGAACUUGCGUCUGUGUCGCCAUACUAUCCCCCCCAUUAUCCUUCUAUGACAUCCCAAUCGAUACCAAAUCAUACAGCCAUGAUUCCUUCUUCAACUGGUUUCACAAACUCUCCUUCUCAAACUCAUAUUCAUCAUUGCGACACUGCAACUGGAGCGUAUGCUGUACCGUGCAACUGUCCUUGGCCAAACACUGACAUGAAGAGCAGACCUGUUGCUUAUGUAUUAUUCUAAAAUUGAAAUUGAGACGACAGUACUGAAGAUAUAUUUCAUUCUCACUGAUUCAAUUUGUAAUAUAGUCAUUUUCAUGUUUAUAGUUUUAGAAAAUAUUUACUGACUUGUAUCCUUUUCCUUAUCAAUUAAGUCAGUGUAUUGUCCCAUCUUCAAUUGAAACAAUGUGUACAAUUCAAAAUAUUAUAA